AUGUCCUCUCACGUAAUCAGAGAAGGUCAUGUUUGUUCCUAUGAUCGAGCAGUAACAACAAAUGACACAGUAAGUUAUCAACGUUGUGAAUUAAACAGCUCAUCAACAAAUGAAAUAUUAAACCAAGAGACUAUGAAUCGCGAAAAACAGGAAGUGGUAGGUUCACCAGACGUUACUCAAGAUGCAUUCAAAGCGGAACUUAGGAAAGACAAUGAAAUACUUCUUUCAAGCAAUGAUCACAAUAACAUUGAAUUAAAUUUAGCAGAAGAUGAAACAUAUGACUCUGAUGACUCUAAUGCAUAUGUGAGAAGACGUGUGGCAGAACUUAACUUGGAAUUAUCGAAGGAAAAAGAAUAUUUUGCUGAUAACUAUGAAAAAAAGACAGGACGUGUAAAUUUUCACCCACAACUUUUUUAUUCACGGAUAAUAAGCCAGAAUAGUUGUGAAGAUUUAAAUGAUUUUAGCGAAGACGAAAUAAACGAGUUGAAGAAUGUAAGUCAUAAUGAAGAUGAUACAAUGAAUAAGUCAAUUAUGAACGCAAAUCCAAGAUAUUCCCAACAGCGGACGUCUGAUAUACCAGGACCUGUUAAUAUCAGUGAGAAUAACUUAGGCGGAUAUGAGUCUCUCAUCUCAAAAGAAAAUAACGUAGAGGAGGCCGACAAAAAUUUAAAUGACAAUACAAAUGUUACAGAUGAAGUAACAAGGACGAAGAAGUACCGAAAAACUCCAAUCAACGAGCGAGAUAACAAUAUUACUAAAAUAAUAACUAUGCGUGUAAGUGAUCAAAAAACUGAAAGGACAUGUAAUUCUCAGUUUCAGAACAAUAAUGAUAAGCCGUUAACCGAGAAAUCGAAGGAAAAUUCUAUCCAAAUUGCAGAUAAAAAAUCACGUGAUCAGAAAUUAUCAAACUGGUUAAGAGCUAAAGUUUUACAAAGAAAAAGUGAAGGGGAAAUGAGACGAUAUGAAAAUGAAGAACAACAACAUCUGAAUGUUGUGCAUUCCAGAGAGGCAUGUGAGCAGGCAUUCAAACAGUGGCUGAAGAGAAAAAAUCGUGAGGCGAAAGAACAAAAACGGAGGGCGAAAGAGCGGAUGAAAAUCACACGACAGUUAGUGAGAGGUAAUCAUGAUUGGCAACAGUUCAUGAAAAACAUACGAAAAUUCGACGUAUUGAAGAUCCUACUUUGA
Schistosoma intercalatum is the source of this 1185-nucleotide messenger RNA. The record is from the annotation of a GenBank genome assembly. Lineage: Eukaryota; Metazoa; Platyhelminthes; Trematoda; Strigeidida; Schistosomatidae.